AAUACGAGUCUAGAAUUGAAUGUUGUUUUCCAGUGUUGUCUCGAUUUCUCAAUAAUACAAACAAUUAUAAUAUGUUUACUAUAUAUUGAAUGAACUGUUAAUUGCAUUCACUUUGAAAUACAUUUAGUGUUUUGUAUUGAUUAACAUUUUGAUAGUAAUUAUCAUAACAUUUGAUGAACGCAUACAAUGGUAUAUAACAACACGCGUCACGCGCUUAUACCUGUGAUGGGCCACAAAAUAGCAUUGAAGACAAUAGAGUUAGUGAAUGACCAGCGAGUGGUGAUCGGUCGGGAAAAGUCAUGCGACCAACGCAUCGACUCUAUUGAAGUGUCCCGACGUCACGCUUAUGUCACUCAUGAAGAUAACAAUUGGUUUAUCACUGACUUAGAGAGUACAAACGGAUUGUUCAUAAAUAGCAUAAAACUGAUCGCUUUUACGCCAUAUUGUCUGCAAAGUGGAGAUAAAAUAUCGUUUGGACCGUUAGAUCAAUCGGAGAUCAUCUUUAAAUAUGUGGACAACUAUUGUAACGAUAAAAAUGUGAUUAAGAAUAACAAUAGUAGUCAUGCAGUGAAAAGGAAAAUGAGUGGCGAUUGUGACCAUCAAUUAAGUCAUUUGGUGACCAAACGUGUCUGCACCGAGUGGUCAGACCUAUUGGAUUCGGAACUCUGUUGCGCCAUAUGUAGUGAAUUGUUUGUGUUUGCUGUGUCUCUCAACUGUGGUCACACUUUUUGUUUGUCAUGCAUUGAACAAUGGAAACACUCAAGAGAUGGUCUCAAACCAAGACAUGACGACGGAAAUGAAGAGUCGACCACUUCUCACGAAACACAUUGCUGUCCCGUAUGUCGCCAAGAGAUCACUUCACAGAACAGAGUUCUAGUAUUGGACAAUACCAUCGAUCACAUCAUUGAGAAGUUGUCGCCCAAACUGUUUGAAUACCGAAAACAAUUAAUUGCUGAAAGAAAACAAUUGUAUUUCAGCUAAUUAUUUAUGCCAUUCAAUGGAUCCUUCACUUCAUUAUUCAAUACAUCGAUUUCAUCAUUUUGUUUAUACUGUAUUAUUAUAUAUAGCAUUACUUUCAUAUUAUAUAUAGUUCUCUAUUAUUUAUCUCAGAAAUAAUAUUUAUUAUUUAUUUGUCAUUUGUUUGUCAAAAUUACAUUAUUACAUAA
Oppia nitens is the source of this 1166-nucleotide messenger RNA. Its product is annotated as E3 ubiquitin-protein ligase rnf8-like. Gene Ontology annotation, molecular function: ubiquitin protein ligase activity; histone binding. Gene Ontology annotation, cellular component: nucleus; ubiquitin ligase complex; cytosol. Bases 187 to 981 code for a protein of 264 amino acids. Gene Ontology annotation, biological process: protein K48-linked ubiquitination; double-strand break repair; ubiquitin-dependent protein catabolic process. The transcript is spliced from 2 exons. The record is from RefSeq and is a predicted model, not a curated record. Lineage: Eukaryota; Metazoa; Arthropoda; Arachnida; Sarcoptiformes; Oppiidae.